This is a messenger RNA of Drosophila serrata, 5418 nucleotides long. RefSeq names its product Slowpoke binding protein (gene Slob). Lineage: Eukaryota; Metazoa; Arthropoda; Insecta; Diptera; Drosophilidae. The record is from RefSeq and is a predicted model, not a curated record.
AUUUUGAUUCAGUUGUUGUUGCUGCUGCUGCUUGUCCCACAAAAACAGAAAUUGUUUGCCCUCCAGGAGCGACAAAAACAACGAAGAGAGAGAGCACUGAGAGCCGACGGAGAGCCGAAAGGGAAGCCGAGGCACUCGGGACACCCAAAAACAUCAGAGACGCCGAAGCUCAGUCAGUCGCGUGAGUGCAUUGCAUCUGGCCGCACCAACGCAACGCAUCUCGCAUCCUCGAGAUACAUCCGCAUCUGUGGGACACAUCCGGAUCUUGAGAUACAAUCGCGAGUGCAAAUUGCAGCGGCCGCUUGUCAAUUAAUUGAAUUCCAAAUCCAAGACCAUCCGAGAGUUCCCCAAAUCGGUGGCGGAAAAUUAACACAGAAGCCGAAGAUUUCCACAGAUUCAGCUCAAAGCUUUUCUCACCUUUUCCUGGUUACAGCAAAACCAACUGUGACGUGCUCUUAGAUGAAAGGAACGUGCGAUGCAAUUGAAUCCAAGCAGACAUACUGAAACGCACUACUGGAUUACCCUAUUUUGGUGUGCCUUAGGAGGUUUAAUAUUGGGUGGAAUUGUUGUCAUCUCAUACUGGAUAAGACGAUGCAGGACACAACCAGCGAGGUCAGCGAUCCGGCACCGUCGCAUCCGGAGCCGGAGCUCAUCAUCAGCUGCCACCGGGAACAGCGGGAUCAGCGGGAUCAGCGGGAUCAGUGCGAACGGUAUCAUCUCCCGAGGGAUAGUAAAAUCAUCACCCGAUCACAAUCCUCGGCGUCGACGACGCCGCAUGCUCCAGUGCAUCAACUGAAGCAGCAGCAAUCCCUGCCAAAUCCACCGCCCACGCAGCAUCACACCAGCCACAAUCACAAUCCGCACGCCUCCAAAUCCGUCUCGAUCCUGGUCUAUAAGACCCUGAAUACGGUCUUCAAGAGCAGCCGCAAGAUCAUAGUGCGUGUGUGUGAGGUGGCCAGCGCCAAGAAGUCCUUCACCAUGUUCAAGUUCAACAAGGCCGCCCAGCAGCAGCGGAUCGACAAUAGGGCCAGUGCCGUCACAGGACAUGACCCCUUUGUGCGGCCGCCAGUGCCCGAAAAGAAAGUGAAGCACAUUAUGAAGAAGCUGCACAAGGCGAAUGGCCUGAAACGCUCCAAUUCAGCAAUUGAGUUCGAUGUCUCGGCUUUGACGGCCGCCAAUCGUCGCCAGAUUUAUAGUAGCAAUCGGUCGGCGAGCUCGGAGCAAGAUAACUCAGAUCAAUCCGAGCACUCGGAGAAAUCGCCGCUGGUUAGCGCGAGGUUAGACAAUCUAGCUAGGCUCUUCUUUAGCAAGUCGAUGCCAGCGGAAACCGGAAGUAGAGAUACCAUAGAUUCUGUACUGAAUACAAGGCCCAACAUCAAGUAUCAGUAUUCCGCCUUGGACAGCGGCAAUGGGAUCGUGGAGCGGAGUCCCAGGGAGCGGGCCCAAAGGGAGAAGGCCUUGAAUGCCACCCAGGAAUGGAUUCAGAGUGCCAAUGGACGUUACGAGGUGAUAGCUCAUCUGGAUGAGAUCGGUUCCAGGCAUGGCAAGAACUGGUUUCUGGUCACAGAUGCUUCGGUUCGCACAGAUCGUCUGUUGACUUUGCUACCUCUGCCCCACUGCGUGGCCUUUGAGGAUCUGCCGCCCAAUGAGUGUGCCAGGGAGAUCCUUAUGGAGCUCCUAGGUUCACUGCAUCAUCCUUACAUAUAUCCCGUGCUGGAUCUGGGCUUCUUGCGGAACAGCUCGCAUAACUAUGCCUGCCUGGUGACGCCCUUCAACUCACGCGGCAGCCUCAAGGAUCUCAUAUAUAAAGCACAGUGGAACGAGCCAUGGGCCAAAAAGUACACGCGUAAGCCAAAUGGUUUGCCAGUGAGCCAAGUGCAGCGCCUGGGGCGUCAAAUCCUGGAGGCCUUGCUCUUCCUAAAGGAGCGCGGCUUUCCGCUUCAUGGUCACCUGCACAGCGGCAAUGUCAUCCUGCAGAAUGGGGCAGCCAGGUUAUCUGGCCUGGAGAAUGGCCUACUGGGCUUAAGCUCAAGGAAUAAUGCCGUCAUGUGGUCCCGCUCGGUAACCGAGAUCGAGAAUGUGGACAUUGUCUGUUUUGGCCAUUUGCUGUACGAGAUGUGCACGGGCCAGGAGCUGACCACACCCAAGCCGUCCAUGCGGGUGCUCGAAAUGGAGAUGCAGCACUACCCACAAAUUGGCCAGAUUCUGGAAAUAUUAGGUCUAAUCUUUGAACCGCCUAGCGGUGUCUGCCCCUCCGUUGAGGACCUAGUCCUGUGCGAUCUCUUUCGCAGCAUCGAUUUGCGCGAGCUGCGUGGCCCCUGUUUUAGUACAAUUAAGCCGAGCCUCAGCAGGUCCACCCUAAAUCUGCUGCAUGCGGUUAAGAAGCGCCAAUGCGCCUCACUGGGCCACUCUCUCAGCGAGGCAAACUCACCCUGCACACCGCCCUCGACACCGCACGAUCGACGCACUGGUAUCAGCCGAACAAUGGACUCAUUUGACAUAUCAAGCGACUCGGAGGAGGGUCUGCUGGAGGAGAUUGUGGUCGGUGGUAGCUGCCAUCGGCAGCACUUGCUACGCCUGCAGCAAUGGCACUCGGCCCACUCAUAUAUCCAUUCAUACGAACCGCCCUCGGAGUCGCCCAUUCACUACUGUGACCCGGCUGCUCUCUAUUCGGAUGACAAUGGCCACGAGCCGGAGACGGGACAAGAGCAUCAGCCACCGACCAUUCGGUGUAGUACCAGUAGUCAGAGCAACUUGAAUGUCCUGCUGGCCGAGGGAGUCACAGCCACCGAGGAUGGUUACGAGGCCCAGGAGGUGGAGGUGGAGGAAUUCGAGGUUCUCGAGGAGGAGGAGGCCAGCGGCUCAUCGGGUUCGCAGAGACUGCAGGCCCCAGCCUGCACUUCGUCGGCGGCUGGAGCCUCCUUCAAUCACCAGCUCACCGCCGAUAUGUGCAACUACAAGAACUCGAAGAGCCGGCGGCUGGAGUACUCGCUGAAGUGCCUCAAGUAUGGCCGCAGUAAUCCCUCCCAGGACUCGGCCUUUGGUUCACUGACCGACAACGACCUGUCCAUCGGCUCUUCUAGCAUACGGCUCAGCAGCUUUCAGUCUAUAUCCUCGCCCAUUGACGAGGGCGUGGAGGAUAUCAUCAUAGCCACCACCACGGGUGGCAAUGAAACCUGCCUGGAGCUGGCCACCAUUCCCCGGAGCAUGGUGUCCCAGGACUCGGCCAUUUCCUCGCCAUGCCGUGAGAGUUCUCCUAAUAACUUUCUCCACAUUGAUGAUGCCAUGUCGGGCACGGGCUCCACUUCAUCGGGUUCCAAUUGUGGCUCCUAUGGGAACAUACGUCCCCAGCAAUUUCCAGUUUCACUGUCACCAAAGAUCUUGGUAACAGCUACCAGCAAUUCGAGCAGCUCUUCACUGGCCUCCAACAGUAAUGCGGGUCAAGGUCAGGCCCAGAGUCAGGUUCAGGGACAGGGACAAGGCCAUCCCCAGCAGCAGCAGCAGCAGUUUGAUCCGCCCAAGAUUCUGGUCAACGAUCAGAACUCUAUAUACACCACAUCGCCCUCAAAGCGAUCAGGGAUGAUAGAGGUCUUUUCGCAGAAAUAUCGGGUGAGCUCCUUCGAGGACAUGUCCCCAAAGCGAACCUCUGACAAGCAGCAUCUGAAGCAUGUGAAUCGCCUGGCCUUCCGCUCCUUGGAGGAGGAGCGUCGCAUUGACAAUGCCUUUCUACCAAUGACAGAUCGCACCCACUCGGACAAUCGCGUGAAUAUGCAGAGUGAGAAAUACAAGAAGCUCACACAUGCCUCCUUUCGGAUAAGCAAGGGUCAGGGUCAGGAUUCACCCACGGCCACGCCCACCAGCCAGACGCCGCCCAGUCAUCCGAGCAAUAGCAUCGAGAUGCAACGCACCGGCAGGCAAACCCUCUGGCGGGACAGUAAGUUCUAUAGAAAGAACAGGAUUGCCAAGAGCAAUGACUCCCUGAUGGAGAAUAAUCCCUCGCCAAGGAUCUCGCCCUGUUCGUUGCGGGACAAUCAGUAUGAGAGUAGCAGGAGCAGCUCCCAGGCCAGUCGGAGAUCGCUGAGUGGAAGCCAACAGAUGCUCAGUGUGACCACCAGUUUCUGUGGCAAUGGAAGCGGUGGAUCACGCAAUGCGGCCAGAUACUGCAGCUCCAAGAGUGAGGAUCUGGGCGAAUCCUCCGACUAUUUGAGGGUAAUGGAUGCCCGCAAAUCAUACUCGGAAAGACAUCUGGUGCGGCUUAAACAGACGGCCAUUAAUAACACACACAGCGAGGACGAGAUGAGCUUCAACGAUAAUGACAAUAAUACCAUGGCAUCAUCGCAACAGGGCCAGGGGCUACAGUACAAUCAGCCCCAUUACAAUCAGAAGAAGCAUCCUCAGGGUGGCCGAUGGAGUAGCAGCUGCUCCAUUGGGAGCCACCUGAAGACGACCAAUAUAAAGACCACCUCGCUGUCCGCUCAGUCCAGCCAAUCGAAUUUAGUGGCCACCUCAGCAACUGCCAGCUAUCGCACGCCCUCCAAGUCCCUCGAUCAGAGCACCAUCAUCAUACCGAGCACCACAGUCCAGGGGAAUCACCAGGGGAGUCACAUUACCCCAAAUACCAGUAGCAACAGCAACAGCAACAGUAGCAGCAGCAGCACCAGCAGCUCGGUGGACGAAUCACCGUCCAGAUUGACCCUCAGUGGUGCCGAUCUCUCAAGGAUCUUUGUGAUGGAUAUGGAUGAUGCACCCGGAAGCAGCUGUAGCGAGGAGAAGACCCCUCUACUGGAUAGUGUGGAAAUGUCACCAAUCAGUCCAACCGAACCGGAGCAACCGGAUCUGGACAAGCUCUAAGGGGAUCCCUAAUCGGGAUUACAAUAUAUAUACACUAUAUACACGCACAUACAGACAUACGUUUUGAGCAGCCGAAAUGCAAAGCAUGUGAUAAAGAAACCAAAUAUAGCAGAAAUCGAAAGGGGAACCAUCAAGUUAUAGAACUAUUAGGUUAGGUAUGAGAUGGCAAGCAGGGAGGGGUUUUCAAAAGAGAGUUUUUGGGAUAGGAAAUCAGAUUUUAAAGCUUUUAACUUUGCUAUAAACUUAAUAAUUAUUAUCUUUAAUGAUUACAAAUAAAGAUUCACAGAAAGAAUGAAUCUAGUGACAUUAUAUGAUUAUUCCUCUUAAGUUCAGUUCUAAAUAGAACCUACUUCUUAAAUUCUUCUUUAAAAAUUUCUAUUCCCGAAAACUCUCUUUUUGAAGAAACCUCCAGCACAGCCAGUGUUGGUUAAGGUAAGGCAUAUUCUAAUCUUGGUAUCACACAAAAAACACACUGAAAAACCCACUUUCUAAACACUCUGAAGAAUAUACACAAAAAUAAAUGUAAACUUGGGCUGCUUUCGCCUCUGCUAGAUUCACACACACACA